CCCUUUGCGGUGUUUUCCGGGAUCACGCCACCACUACCACUUGGGAUCCUGGCGAUAUGGCUGAUAAUGGACUGGGACCGUGUUAUUGUCAGCGCCAAAUAGACAAACCCAUAGUGUAGCCAUCUUAAAGUCACUGGUCGAAUAGAGCCGUAGAACAUAUUCUUACAUAGUCUAAAUAAUAAUUAGUGAUUAAAUAGGCCUAUAGGUAUUCCAUAGCCACCUCCUUCACUUGCCACCACGUAGGCUACCGCGGUAGCUGCACAAACUUGUCGCAGUGGAUAGCGUACAAUCGUUGGGAUUGCCCUAUCUACAGGACUGAGUCUCGCCCAUUCGGAUCUUUUCAGGCCGUGGGCCCCUGGCUGUGUGAGAUGGACAGGAUGAAGAUCAUCAAGCGGAGGCUGUCCAUGUCUCUCCGUAGCACCCGGCCCGUAGACGACUCGCUGUCUGAACUGGCCGAGCAGAUGACUCUGGACGAGCCCUCUGCAGCCAGAGAAAACGAGCCCAUGGUGGUGCGUCCUGUUAGUAUACAUCCCCCAGCCUCUCACAGCGCUCCGUCCUUCCUGCGUCAGUACGCUGGCCACCUUGGCCGCACCGCUGCCCUGCGCAGAGACAACCCAGGCCUGGACCGCGACAGGCCCUACCUCACCCUGCACAGGACCGGAUCCCUUGGUAUCGUCCAUGAGAACGUGAAGAUGGGCUCAGACGGGGAGAGUGAUCAGGCGUCCGGGACGUCUUCUGAUGAAGUCCAGAGUCCAGUCAGGGUCCGCAUGAGGAACAACCACCACAGACGCAUCUCCAAUGAGGACAUAAACAAGCGCCUGUCUCUGCCGGCUGACAUCAGGCUACCGGAAGGCUACCUGGAGAAGUUUGCCAUGAACAGUCCGCCCUUCGACAAGCCCAUGAGCCGCAGGCUACGAAGAGCCUCAUUGUCUGAAAUCGGCUUUGGCAAGUUGGAGACGUACAUCAAACUAGACAAACUAGGGGAGGGAACCUAUGCUACAGUGUUUAAGGGGCGCAGCAAGCUGACUGACAACCUGGUGGCUCUGAAAGAGAUCCGAUUGGAGCAUGAGGAGGGGGCUCCCUGCACUGCCAUCAGAGAAGUGUCUCUGCUGAAGGACCUGAAGCAUGCUAACAUUGUUACCCUACAUGACAUCAUCCACACUGACAAGUGCCUCACGCUGGUGUUCGAAUACCUGGAGAAAGACCUGAAGCAGUACAUGGAUGACUGUGGCAGUAUCAUGAGUGUACACAAUGUUAAGAUCUUUCUGUUCCAGUUGUUGCGAGGGCUGGCGUACUGCCACAGGAGAAAAGUCCUCCACAGAGAUCUCAAACCUCAGAACCUGCUCAUCAACGACAAAGGAGAACUCAAACUGGCUGACUUUGGUCUGGCCCGGGCCAAGUCUGUUCCCACUAAGACCUAUUCCAAUGAGGUGGUGACUCUCUGGUACCGCCCGCCUGAUGUCCUGCUGGGCUCCACAGAGUACUCUACACCCAUCGACAUGUGGGGAGUGGGUUGUAUCUUCUAUGAGAUGAUGACAGGCAGACCACUGUUCCCUGGCUCCACAGUGGAGGAUGAGCUGCACUUGAUAUUCCGUAUCCUAGGCACACCAACAGAGUUGACCUGGCCUGGGAUUACCACCAGCGAGGAGUUUAAGACCUACAAGUUCCCCCGUUACCACGCUGAGCCCCUGGUCAACCACGCACCCAGGAUAGACAGUGAUGGACAUGACCUUCUUUCACUGCUACUACAGUUUGAGCCGAUGAAGCGUGUAUCGGCUGAGGAGGCUCUGAGACAUCCAUACUUCAGGAGCCUGGGGGAGCAGGUUCAGACACUGUCUGACACCUCCUCCAUCUUCUCUGUGAAGAACAUUCAGCUUCAGAGAGACCCAGGGAAGAGGUCUUCAACCUUCCCAGAGUCAGCAGUGGCCCAUAAGCUAGGCUCCGCCCCCUCGCAGUACUUCCAGAGAGAAGGAGCCAAUCCCAGGGCUCAGAGUCACGGCCUCUCCUCCCCCUCCACAGGCUGAGUUGCCCCUCCCAUUCUGCCCAGGGGAAGAGUAGGAGGCAAAGUGUGUUGUUUUAGUGUCGGUGGGGUUGGGGGGGAGGGGGGGUUGUGAGGAGGACAGUGACGUACGGAACUGUCACACAAACACACACACACCAACCCCGCCACACACACCGAAGGAGUCCAACACACACCCUGCCACACACACUCACCCCGAAGAAUCCAACACACACGCUGCCACACACACACACACACAGAAGGAGAGAAAACACACAGUACUACCCAAAACAAAAACAACAACACAAGACUGAGGAACAAUAAAUGGAGAAAACAAAGGACUUAACAUAAUGAAGCCAGAGGAUGAGAAGACUUGAGGAAUUGAACAUGAAGAUGAAUAUGUAAGAAGAGGAAGAUGAGAAGAGCGAUCCUCCGUGCUGCUUCUUCUACUGCUCAGAGUACAGCAGUGAUUAGGGUCGCUUUGGACUAAGCUGAGUGGAUAUGGUUUGAACAGGAUUUGCUGUAUCAGUGAGCUCUAACGGGAGUGGGGGGGUAUAAGGGGGGUGGGGAAUGUGAGCCUCUGCGCCGCCAGGCUAGAGAAUGGGCAUGUUUAAAGUGAGGGGGGAGGGAUGAGGGGGGUGGGGAAUGUGAGCCUCUGCACCCCCAGGCUAGAGAACGGGCAUGUUUAAAGUGAGGGGGGAGGGAUGAGGGGGGUGGGGAAUGUGAGCCUCUGCACCCCCAGGCUAGAGAACGGGCAUGUUUAAAGUGAGGGAGGGAUCCUCUCUCCCUCUUUCUUUCUAUAGUCUAGACUGAGCUGUAGAACUCUGCUUUUUCAUAUCACACCCUAACCAUAAACCCUAACCUUGACCCCUAACCAACACCUCAACCACUAACCUUAUCCAACACCUCAACCCCUAACCUUAACCAACACCUCAACCCCUAACCCCAAACAACACCUCAACCCCUAACCUUAACCAACACCUCAACCCCUAACCCCAACCAACACCUCAACCCCUAACCCUAACCAACACCUCAACCCCUAACCCCAACCAACACCUCAACCCCUAACCCUAACCAACACCCCAACCCCUAACCCCUAACCCCAACCAACACCUCAACCCCUAACCCUAACCAACACCUCUAUCCCUAACCCUAAAGAACACCUCAACCCCUAACCCCAACCAACACCUCAACCCCUAACCUUAACCAACACCUCAGCCCCUAACCCUAACCAACACCUCAGCCCCUAACCCUAACCAACACCUCAGCCCCUAACCUUAACCAACACCUCAGCCCCUAACCUUAACCAACACCUCAACCCCUAACCCCAACCAACACCUCAGCCCCUAACCCUAACCAACACCUCAACCCCUAACCCCAACCAACACCUCAACCCCUAAUCUUAACCAACACCUCAACCCCUAACCUUAACCAACACCUCAACCCCUAACCUUAACCAACACCUCAACCCCUAACCUUAACCAACACCUCAACCCCUAACCCUAACCAACACCUCAACCCCUAACCUUAACCAACACCUCAACCCCUAACCUUAACCAACACCUCAACCCCUAACCUUAACCAACACCUCAACCCCUAACCUUAACCAACACCUCAACCCCUAACCCCAACCAACACCUCAGCCCCUAACCCUAACCAACACCUCAACCCCUAACCUUAACCAACACCUCAACCCCUAACCCCAACCAACACCUCAGCCCCUAACCCUAACCAACACCUCAGCCCCUAACCUUAACCAACACCUCAACCCCUAAGCCUAACCAACACCUCAGCCCCUAACCUUAACCAACACCUCAACCCCUAACCAACACCUCAGCCCCUAACCCUAACCCUAACCAACACCUCAACCCCUAACCUUAACCAACACCUCAACCCCUAACCUUAACCAACACCUCAACCCCUAACCCUAACCAACACCUCAACCCCUAACCUUAACCAACACCUCAACCCCUAACCCUAACCAACACCUCAACCCCUAACCUUAACCAACACCUCAACCCCUAACCCUAACCAACACCUCAACCCCUAACCCUAACCAACACCUCAACCCCUAACCUUAACCCCUAACCUUAACCAACACCUCAACCCCUAACCCUAACCAACACCUCAACCCCUAACCCCAACCAACACCUUAACCCCUAACUUUAACCAACACCUCAACCCCUAACCCCAACCAACACCUCAACCCCUAACCCUAACCAACACCUCAGCCCCUAACCCCAACCAACACCUCAACCCCUAACCCUAACCAACACCUCAACCCCUAACCCCAGCCAACAGCUGAAACAUCGACCCCUAGAUAACUACCCUACUGCCGUACGUGUCCAUUUCUCUACCCCACACACACAUGUAUGCACGCGCAUACAUACACACGAGGCAUAGAAUCGUGUCUAUAGGAUGCUAAUCCAUUGUUUCCAAAUCAUAUUUGGAAUGGAAUGGAUUACAUACUGAGCCUGGAGAAUCUCACUAUUUAAUCCAUUGUGUACCCCCCGCACACACAUCUGUACAUUACAGUGCUCAGACCUGGCAUCCCGAAGGUCGACUCUAGCACCUGAUCCCCCAUUCUAUUACCUCAUCAAUCAGUCACUCAGGCAGAAUACAGUACCAUUACGGUACCAAUACUUUACCAAUACGGUACCAAUACGGUACCAAGCAUACACUAACGACACUAAAGUUAUCUUCUUGUGUACAGUAGUGUACAGUAUCUACAGAAGUCAACAAGAAUGGGCACUUCACUAGGCCACUAUGCUGAAGUGCACACUAGGAAACACUAAGUUACACAAUACACAACAAUAGUACAAUGCAUUAUGAAGAGAUUAUUAUCAGUAUGAUGUGAUGUGAUACUGUUAUGACACGCUAUAGGGAUACACAACAGAGCAAUAUACAGGAGGGUUGUUGAUGCCCAGGUACACUUCACGCCAGAAGUUCACCUCACAAGACAGAGGGGGUUAAAACAGUGUGAAGAAACCCCUGAACCCCUGACAACCUUGAUUCUCAACUGCCUGGUUGUCAUGUUCCAUUUAGAGUUAAUUAACAUUGAGCUGUUCUUGUUGCACCUGAUCUGACCUCUUAGAUACGGAAUCUAAAACACAACAACGCUCCCCCCACUCAAACACCCUUAUACACACACACACACACACACACACUCUUAUACACACACACACAAUAUAGUUUUGUUUUGUUUCUAAUCUGUAUAUAUGACCAUACUUUUCACUCUUUAGUAAUAAGGUACAAGCAAUGAUUUCCCAGAAUGCAAUUCUCUGUGUCACCGGGCCGUGUUCCCGUGGGAAACCCUGGUGACUGACUGAGAACGUGUUGCACAUUCCUUAAGCUCAGGACUUAUGGGUAGUGUAGUUUUGUGGAUCUUGGUGUAAGGUAGUCUUGUUCCCCAGAAGCCAGGAACAUGAGGUUAGCUAGGUUAUAAGGUAAAGGAAGUGUAGCCUAAAUGUUCCCCAUGUAGAGUUUAACAUAGGGCACGCCUGUUUAGGAGGGCUUCUUGGAAAAUGGCCCACUACAUGCUCUGUGCUCAGACAAGAUGUAUGGAUGACUUUAUCAUCUACAUGAUGAAUCAGUCAACAGAUCAGAUCAUGGAUCUGUCUCCCUCCUCCAGUUAGUCUGGGGGUGGAUUAAAGUGCUGUUUAAAGAGAAACCUCAGAAUAAUAAUACCUAACCAUUCCCUUUACUUCACUCCCCCCUUUAGAAGCUAAAGCAUGUUUGUAUGGAUAUAUCAUGGGAAAUAUGGACGUCUCAUGUUUGUAUGGAUAUAUCAUGGGAAAUAUGGACGUCUCAUGUUUGUAUGGAUAUAUCAUGGGAAAUAUGGACGUCUCAUGUUUGUAUGGAUAUAUCAUGGGAAAUAUGGACGUCUCAUGUUUGUAGGGAUAUAUCAUGGGAUAUAUGGACGUCUCAUGUCCGUAUGGAUAUAUCAUGGGAUAUAUGGACGUCUCAUGUUUGUAUGGAUAUAUCAUGGGAUAUAUGGACGUCUCAUGUUUGUAUGGAUAUAUCAUGGGAUAUAUGGACGUCUCAUGUUUGUGAAAUGGCUGCAGUUUGAGCGGACAGGAAAGGGCGGAGUCACAUAGUGUUUACUGAUCAGUGAUUGGUAGAACAUAGGAAGUGACCUCAUUGACUACCCUCUUGCAACCUAUCGGCUACUUUUUAGUUAGUUUUAACCCCAGUUUUAGAGCAUUUACUCUCUGUUGUCUGCUGUGUUGUGAAGGCACCAGAUGAACUAAGACCACUGGACCAAAACACACUGAGGCUGGAAUUGAACUUAGAUUGAAUUCCCCCCAGAGGGUCCAAACAUGACUGUUUUGUAUACAAGUGGUCAGGUUGUGUACAGGUCAGUGAGUCUGUGAGUGGGAGAGUGUGAGCAGGAUGAAGUUGUCCCUAUACUCUGAUCUAGGGUCAGUACUAUGUUAUGUCUUUCCCCCCUAAUGGUUAAAGUCAGGAUUUGGAGAGCAUAAGCUGAUCCUAGAUCUGUACCUAAGGGCAACUUCUACUCAGAGUGUGAGAGUAUGUAGCAUGUACAUAGAUGAUCCAUCAGUCUGUAUAUAGGCAGUGUACAGGUUUGAUACGGCAGCAGACUCAGUCAGGUAACCUUAUUUUGAAAACCAGAGCAAUAUUUCUGUAUUGAUAAUCGGGCCAAGGCUGUAUGAUAAUAUAGUACGUGUAUCUAUCAGGACGGAAUUAGAGGACGCCUGAUAAAAAACACAGAUUAAUGAUGAAAUGGUAGAGUUCCGGAGAGAUUCAUCCCUUUUUCAGUGAUGUAAUAAAGUUAGGAGAGUAAAUGUUUUCUUUUUAGAUUUGAGAGGUUUGAUGGAGUAUAACGCCAUAGCCUCACUAUCACUAUAUUACUGUGCUUUGGUGACACCUAGUGGUCACACAACAUCCUCACAGUUUCCCCACACAGUUUAAGGGGAGUGGAGUGCGUGUGAUGUGACGCGAAUGUGUGAGUUUACGAAGAGGUUCGGUGUGUGUGCAUCACAGAACUCGCGCAAUGAUGGGUGAAAUAGUUGUGAACACUAAAUAAAAAUCCUUAGUUUGAUGGAGUGUUUUUCUCAUUAAAUACUUUAAAUAUUUUGUCUUCCUUUGAAGCCUUCAUGCAGUAAGUGUGUGUGGUUUAUUACAACCUCCCAGCCUGUCUUUGUGGAGGAUUACAGGACAGGAUCACACUCCUGUACCAAUACUACUGACAGCAUCACCGUGAAACACAAGGAUUUCCAACAUCACCCAUGGAGUCCAGUGGAGGCUGCUGAGGGGAGGACGGCUCAUAGUAAUGUCUGGAAUGGAAUCAAUGGAACGGCACCGGACACAUCAAAGACAUGGUUUCUAUGUGUUUGUUACCAUUCCAUUCACUCCAUUCCAGACAUAUUUAUGAGCUGUCCUCCCCUCAGCAGCCUCCACUGAUGGAGUCCUUGUUUGAUGUAAUUCUGCCUGCCAAUGUCACUGAACAGAAGGGCAUGGGGAGGUCACUAAGGGCCUGCUUCAGACUUGAGAUAAAUAGACUUAACAUGGACUUAAGUCAAUAUAUUGUUUUACUUAAGUGCAUGUUCAUUUAACUUACAUUAUCUCAUAGGGCAUUGUAAAUGAGCCAGGGAUACUUAUUUCAAAUACUAUUUUCAAAUACCCGGGUUAAAUGCAUGGGAGUAUAUUUGACUAUUUUCAAAUACUUUCCAAAUGUAUUUCCAAAUAAAAACUACUUGUCCUUUCAAAUAAACAGUAUCUUAAUAGUUACUUCAAAUGUAUGUGAGAGUAACUGAGAUAUCUGAAAUAGUAUUUGAAGCCAGGUCUGCAGAUAUCCACGGUGAUGCUGAACUGUACUAUGUAAGGCCUGUUGAACCAGUUACCCCAUUCGUGUUUGUUACCCCUUGACACUGAUCUAAGGUCAGUUUUGCAGUUUCCCCCGAUGGUUAACGUUAGGGGCUCAGGAAGCUACGCUUGCUGAUCCUAGAUCUGUACAUAAGGGGAUCUGCUAGUCAACGCAAUGUGUUACUCUUGACCUUACAGUGAAAAAUAAAACCUGUUCUCUGAAGGA
Salvelinus fontinalis (brook trout) is the source of this 8051-nucleotide messenger RNA. Its product is annotated as cyclin-dependent kinase 17-like. The transcript is spliced from 18 exons. The coding region runs from base 369 to 2024 and encodes 551 amino acids. The record is from RefSeq and is a predicted model, not a curated record. Gene Ontology annotation, cellular component: synaptic vesicle; cytoplasm; nucleus. Gene Ontology annotation, molecular function: ATP binding; protein kinase activity. Gene Ontology annotation, biological process: protein phosphorylation; neuron projection development; exocytosis. Lineage: Eukaryota; Metazoa; Chordata; Actinopteri; Salmoniformes; Salmonidae.